Pararge aegeria (speckled wood butterfly) is the source of this 634-nucleotide messenger RNA. RefSeq names its product histidine triad nucleotide-binding protein 3-like. The record is from RefSeq and is a predicted model, not a curated record. The transcript is spliced from 3 exons. The coding region runs from base 84 to 512 and encodes 142 amino acids. Gene Ontology annotation, molecular function: catalytic activity. NCBI's taxonomy places the organism in Eukaryota, Metazoa, Arthropoda, Insecta, Lepidoptera, Nymphalidae.
GUAACCUAAUCUUUAAAAAUAAUGUGAAAGUUUUGACAUUGACACCUGCAAAAUUUCCCGAAAUCGUAAACACACGCGUAAAAAUGAGUACCGAAACGCCUACAAUUGAAAAAACUUCUUGCAUAUUCUGUAAUAUCGUCAACAAAUUGGAAAAUACAGAAAUUCUUUACGAGGACGAUGAUAUCUGUGUUUUCCGGGACAUAAAACCUGCCAGUGAUUAUCACAUAUUGACAAUACCAAAGCGGCAUAUAGAUGAUGCAAAAUGCUUAAUCUCGAGCGAUAAAGCCUUAGUUGAGAAAAUGCUUGCUACUGCCAAAGAGCUGUUGACCAAAAACAAUUUAUCCAUAGAGGAUGCGAGAUUUGGCUACCAUUGGCCACCUUUCAGGAGUGUGAGGCACUUGCACCUUCACACAAUAGCUCCAGAAUCAAAAAUGGGCACCAUUGCAAAAAUGAUAUUUAUGAAAAACUCCUAUUGGUUUGCUUCGCCCGCGUAUGUUGUGUCAAGACUGUAAUCAAGAUGUUAAAGAAAUACAAACAAGAGCAUCACAUGGAAUAGUUUAAAAUUACACAAAGACUUAGAUUAACCAUUUCUUUAUUACAAUGGUAGGGUAGGUAAAUAAAAUGAGAACUUAAA